UCUGAAAGUCAAUCUGAGGUUCGUAUUCCUUGGGCGAAAGGACGUCGCGGUGGAGCGGUCUGAGUCCAGCGAUGAACGCGACCGAACAGAAGCUGGCGGAGCUGGUGCGCGAACACCCGAACCUUUACGACCAGUCGCGGCGGGACUACAGGAACAGUGUGAAAGGACACUUAGCGUGGAAAGAAAUCGGGGCCGCCAUGGGCAAGUCCGAAGAAGAGGCGAAGCUGUUGUGGAAAAAUUUGCGUGACAAGUUCUGUAAAGCAAGAAAGCGACUGGUCAGGAGACAGUUCCCCCAGCAGGAAGAAGGCGACAUCCCGUGGGAGAUGCAAGUCCCGGGGCUGUUUAGCCAGAUGGCCUGGCUCACCUCACAUGUUAAACUGCGGGCGGAGGUCGCAGAAGGCAUGGGGGAGCUAGAAGAGACAACUGUAAGAGGGGACGACCUGGAAAAAGAACAAGAGGAAGACAAGAAGAGGCUGCUGGAUGCCCUUCCAGUUGUCACUACCAGUUUUGCUGUUGCAGAGCCCACUCCAAGCUCCCUAAAGAUCAUUGAACCAUCUCCUAAACGCAGAAGACAAAUAGCCACAGAAACUGAAAUAAGCUCUGCAGACAUGUUCAGCAGUUUCAGAGAUGAGGAUGAACUGUUUUUGCUCAGUCUGCUACCCUCAUUGAAGAGGCUCACCAUUAAAAAAAGGAUGGAGGUCCGGAUGAAGUUCCAGCAGGUGCUUUAUGCAGCAGAGUUUGAGGACUGAACUCUGGCUCUGGAUCAAUAUUCUAACUAUACAGUCCCCCACAGACAAUUAACUUAUUUAUAGCUGUUCCAAGUUGUUUAUAAUUAUUUUUGUAGUAUUAUUAGUAUUUCUAAUGUUUACAGCCUGGGCAAAGGGACAGAGAAAAAAGAUAAAAUCUUGAUUUUUGUUGGACUGCCUUAUCUCUCAUGAAUAAAAAUAGUAAUUUUGAUUUGAUUUACUUUAGAUGUAAUCUCUAUGUGAUAAAGGGUCACACUGGUUCUUCCACGCCAGUUCUGCAUAGCUUACGGCAAACAGGAUUUUUAUUAAACAUGUUAGAAUUGAACAGUCAAGCAUAAAUACUCCAAUGAAGCACUAGUUAUGCCUUCUCAUUAUGAAGUAUUGUGCCUAUGUUUUUUUUUUUUAAAUCUAAUAUAAAAAAUCUAAAUUUCCUUUUUACUCGGACGUAUACAGUGCCUUGCAAGAAGUUUUCCACCCUUCUAUCACAUUUUUACUACAAUUCUUUUAUGUUUUAUGCAAUAAAUAAAUGCACAUAUAUA
Messenger RNA from Cyprinodon variegatus (sheepshead minnow), 1285 nucleotides. RefSeq lists its product as uncharacterized. Gene Ontology annotation, cellular component: nucleus; transcription regulator complex. The record is from RefSeq and is a predicted model, not a curated record. Gene Ontology annotation, molecular function: DNA binding. NCBI's taxonomy places the organism in Eukaryota, Metazoa, Chordata, Actinopteri, Cyprinodontiformes, Cyprinodontidae. The transcript has 2 exons. Gene Ontology annotation, biological process: regulation of transcription by RNA polymerase II. The coding region runs from base 72 to 749 and encodes 225 amino acids.